Molecule: messenger RNA, 1812 nt
Organism: Bombina bombina (fire-bellied toad)
Lineage: Eukaryota; Metazoa; Chordata; Amphibia; Anura; Bombinatoridae
Gene: HHAT
Product: hedgehog acyltransferase
Exons: 12
Coding region: 124-1659 (511 amino acids)
Biological process (GO): protein palmitoylation
Cellular component (GO): endoplasmic reticulum
Molecular function (GO): palmitoyltransferase activity
Source: RefSeq, a predicted model, not a curated record
CUCAGCCAUGGGGUUAGUCAGGCUCCGUGAGAAUGCAAGCUGUAGUGGCAAGUUUCAAGAUAGUUAUCAAUGAAUGAAUGAGAGCUCACAGCACUAUAAUAAGGGUUCCAAGUCCACAAAACUAUGAAAGUGAUUCCGCUACCUGCGUGGGAAUUUGCAAUUUACCUGUUUCUUUCUGUUGUCAUACACUUGUAUUCAUUUUAUGAGGUUUACUUAGUCUCUAGAGAACACGCAGAGGAACUUGAUCAUGAAUUUGGACUGGAGAGAGGUGUUUUUUUCUGGAAGCUAAAAAAGGACCCUACGGACUUUGAAUGGAGCUUUUGGAUGGAAUGGUGUCGGUGGCCCUUGAUGUGGCUGAUGCUGGGACAUGUUGUGGUUUCACAGUUUGCCAGAAUUUGCUUUGAAAAGCACCGUCCAUGGUUUCUGAUGGUGUACGGUAUACUGGCUUGCUGGACUGCUUUGGGAACAAAUGGUCUCACAAUAAUAUUCUUGAAUAUAUGUAUAUCCUACAUAGUUGCAAUGCUGAAGAGUCCAUGGAUAACAUGGCUGAGCUCUAUGCUUAUGCUUUUAAUGUUACAUGAAAAUUCGGUGGAAAAUGUGCAGCGUGGUUGGUACAUAAAUGAAAAUGAGUAUUACUUGCUUCUUUUCACACUGACUGUCCGCUGCUUAUAUUAUACAAGUUUUAGCCUGGAAUACAGUUAUCAUCAAAUAUCCGAAAACGUCAGCUAUUCGUUUACAUCAAUGCUUGUUUAUGUGUUUUACUAUCCAGUGUUUCACAACGGUCCUAUAAUAACCUUCAAUGAAUUCAGCAAGCAGAUGGAUAAACAAGAUUUGGGCUGGUCGAAGCAUAGCAUUUGCGCCUUAACCUUUGAUAUUGUCCGCUUGUUUAUCUGGUGGUGGCUGGCAGAGUCAAUGCUUCAUCUUAUGUAUAUCCAUGCAAUCUACAGCAGCUACUCACUUUUAGAACAAGUAUCAUAUUGGGCUCUAGGUGGUCUAGCUUUGGCCCAGGUAUUGUUUUUUUAUGUAAAGUAUUUGGUGCUCUACGGCCUGCCGGCACUAAUCAUUCGUUUGGAUGGCCUAAACCCUCCUGCAUUACCACGAUGCGUUAGCACCAUGUUCAGCUUCACUGGAAUAUGGAGGAGUUUUGAUGUUGGUCUUCAUCGCUUCCUUGUGAGAUACAUUUACAUACCUUUGGGAGGAUCACAGCGUGGAUUAUGGGGAAUGCUUUUUUCCACAGCUUUAACAUUCACAUUUGUGUGCUUCUGGCACGGCGGACAUGGAUAUCUCUGGUACUGGGCAGCAAUGAACUGGAUUGGAAUAAUAACAGAACAAGGCAUAAAAAAAAUGCUUUCUACAUCAUACAUUCAAAGCAGAAUUGGUCAGACUUUAUCUCCAAACAUGUAUCGUCGCGUUCAAGCUGCUGUGUCAUCAAUCUCCACAGCCUUGUUGAUUUUAACCAAUAUCAUUUUUUUGGGAGGAGAAGAAGUUGGAAAAAUCUACUGGAGGAGAUUGUUCGUACAUGGUUGGCCUUGGGUUCCCCUCACAGUUUUCAUCUGUCUCUAUUUCUUUGCGCAGAUUGGGAUAGAAUGGGACACUUUUUAUUUCCGUCAAUACAAAGGUGGAUUUCCUCGAUGUUCCCUAUCUAAAUUAGUAAAAUAACUGGCGUCUGAAGGAUACACAAGUUAUAAGAGCCAAGCGAGUGUUACGGUUUCUCUUCUGUCUGGUUCCUCUGGGUGACUGAUACCUAAUAUUUGCACACCCACAUUUCAAGGUUUUUGAAUCCUAUGGAUUAUUAAAAUGUUAUGAGCUCUG